Messenger RNA from Anopheles stephensi (Asian malaria mosquito), 3997 nucleotides. It is a transcript of the gene Adss, whose product is annotated as adenylosuccinate synthetase. The record is from RefSeq and is a predicted model, not a curated record. The transcript is spliced from 7 exons. Lineage: Eukaryota; Metazoa; Arthropoda; Insecta; Diptera; Culicidae. Gene Ontology annotation, cellular component: cytoplasm. Bases 720 to 2120 code for a protein of 466 amino acids. Gene Ontology annotation, biological process: 'de novo' AMP biosynthetic process; IMP metabolic process. Gene Ontology annotation, molecular function: GTP binding; adenylosuccinate synthase activity.
AGUUGUUCAAGCGCAAUCUUUGGGAGCUGUCAAAUUGUUUUUAUUAUUUUUCUGUGAGAAAACCGCACGAGGUUCGGGUGCAUUUCCUUCGGCGUUGUCGACAAAAUCUCUCCGUCGAUUCUGGUCGCAAUUGGGAACCAGACGUUUCCGCGUCCGUUCUAAACACGACGGACGGUGUACGCGUAGUGUUCGCGCAGUAAUCCGUGUCACCCGCGACUCAACAACAAGAGCGUUCUCGCUCAUCCUGUCCUUCAGCAGCGCACCUCGUGGUUUUCGUUUCCUUCUACCCACACCGUGCAGUCCCAUUAGUGUUCCGGCUUUAGAGCUCCAGUAUCGUUGGAAGCAAUCUGUUACGGCUUAACGUUGUGUGCCACACCAGCAACAACAACAGCGGGAAAUCUAGUUCUAGUGUUUAGUGCUGUUUCGCCGGAAGAGGAUUGUGUAAUCUCCCUUGCGCUUUGAGAGUCGAUAGUGUUCGAUAAUCGACAGUCAGUCUUUUCGCACCACCGUCAAGGAUACGGAUUGCUUCGGCGUUUUUUUGUCGGCUCUGCUUAGAGGUGGAACAAACCAGUUGGCGCCAGAAAAAGAUAGUGCGGUUUUCCCUUUAAGUGUGAAUUACAUUAGGAAGGCAACCAAGAUAACGAGCACCCGCGCAGCAGCAGCGCAGAAAGAGCAAAUCACGAAAUCAACAGUCACAUUAUCAUCGCGCCACCUCCAGUAUGUCUGCGAAUCAUCAAACGGCUGUGAACGGUACGGCCAACCAUCACGCAGGAGAAAAUAAUCACACCGCUGCCGCACGCACCAUGCACGAACAGAUGCAUAAUCGCCGGCAGAACCCGUACACCCAGAAGGUGGUAGUGGUUCUGGGCGCCCAGUGGGGCGACGAAGGCAAAGGCAAGGUGGUUGAUAUGUUGGCCGCUUACGCUGACAUCGUGUGUCGCUGUCAGGGUGGAAACAAUGCAGGUCACACGGUGGUCGUCGAUGGAAAGGAUUUCGAUUUUCAUCUGCUGCCCAGCGGAAUUAUCCAUGAGAAAAGUACCUCAAUUAUCGGCAAUGGUGUUGUCGUUCACUUGCCCGGUCUGUUCGACGAGCUUGCCAAAAACGAGGCAAAAGGGCUGAAGAAUUGGGAAGACCGGCUGAUAAUCUCCAACCGGGCGCAUCUGGUGCUGGACCUGCACCAGCAGGUGGAUGGUCUGCAAGAGGCGGAAAAGGGUGGCAAAUCGCUCGGGACGACCAAAAAAGGUAUCGGGCCGUGCUAUUCCAGUAAGGCGACCCGCAACGGCAUCCGCGUGUCGGAUCUGUUGGGCGACUUUAAGAUGUUCGGUGAAAAGUUUGAAGCCCUGGUAGCAAUGUACAAACGGCUCUAUCCGGAUUUCUCGGUGGACGUUAAUGCGGAACUCGCACGAUAUCGCGAGUAUGCCGAACGGUUGAGACCGUUGGUGCGCGACUCGGUGUCGUACUUGCACACGUCGCUCAAGGAGGGCAAAAGCGUACUGGUCGAGGGAGCGAACGCUGCCAUGCUGGACAUUGACUUUGGCACCUAUCCGUACGUGACGAGCAGUAACUGCAGUAUCGGCGGUGUGCUGACCGGACUGGGCUUACCACCGCAGGCGAUCGGUGAGGUGAUCGGUGUGGUGAAAGCGUACACUACCCGCGUAGGAGAUGGACCCUUCCCGACGGAAUUGCACGAUGAAAUUGGAUCGCUGCUGCAGAAGCGCGGCGGUGAGGUUGGUGUUACCACGCAGAGAAUACGCCGGUGUGGCUGGCUCGAUCUGGCGCUGCUACGGUACACCUCCAUGGUGAACGGUUACACGGCAAUCUGCCUCACCAAGCUGGACAUUCUCGAUACGCUCAAGGAGAUUAAAGUGGCGGUCAGCUACAAUCUGAACGGGAAGAAAAUCGAUUACUUCCCCGGUUCGAUUACCGACCUCAGCCAGGUGGAGGUUAACUACGUUACCAUGCCCGGGUGGCUACAGUCGACGGAGAAUGUGCGCGAUUUCGGCGAACUGCCACCACAGGCGCAGGACUACGUGCGGUUAAUCGAGAACGAUCUGGACGUGCCGGUCAAGUGGAUUGGCGUUGGUAAAGGUCGGGAAUCAAUUAUCUGCGUGAAGGAUUAAAGCGAAUCAAACAAACCUAAGCGUGUGUGCAGCUGUGGGGCAGCAAAUGGACAACAACACAUAAUCUGUUCAGCGCAACUGUGCAACAGUAAGCUUGUACCGUCGGAAUCGUUUUGUUUUUGUCUUUCGUCCAUUCGUCCUCAACAAAAUGCAGAACGCAGGAGAGAAGGUAGAUGGAAGAAGCUUCCAGCUUUAGGAGUGAUCUGUAUACGCACCACAAACGAACCUAAUGGUAUGGUUUUGCUACGCAAAAUACGUACACCCACACACACACACACGUCCUCACCCGAAACCUAUACCCCUUAAAGGCUUAAUUUAUUAGAUUCAUCAUAUGCGCCAGCGGACUAUGGAGAGCAAGUAUUGCGCAGUCUUAUUGAACUUAACAAGAGAGAGGGAGAGAGAGAGAAAACAAUUCAAAGGGCAAAGCCUACGCACAAUGUAUUCAUCCAUAGAGUUAUAGACCUGUGAAAGAGGCCUCAAAGGUUAGUUUGUUUGCUCGUCGAGAGCUUGUAUGAAAUGCCACAGGUAACUACAGUUCGGUCUAGUAAUUUGCGCAAACCAUUUGAGGUAAUAUCUUACAAGUAACAACUCACCAGUAAGCAUCACAGUUAUAGCUAUACCGCUUGCUACAACGCUUAUUGAGGUGUUUAUCGUAAAUUAUGUGUGUGCAAGCGGUGCAGCAGCUUAGACGGUCCUAAACGGUUACAUGAAUACAACCCAUUUUUGCGAUCGCUAGAAUGUGUGCAGAGUGUAAAACGAAGGGACACUCGUACGACAAACAAACCUUAAGCUAACAACAACAGUGCACAGCGCAUGUGGUAGAUAGAAAUAGAUGUCCAAUAACAUACAUGUUUUAGAGGGCCGCGAAGAUAGGUGAAACCCUGAAACGAUCGGGAACAGAACAGAAGGCGGCAUAUAAUGCUCGUACUGCGAUCGCGGCUUUCUCUACACGCUGUGUCGAUUAUAAACGAAGCAAGAGUCAGCAAGGGUAAAGGGAACUGGGAUGUAUUGAAGACGAUGAUUCACCGGAGAUAGCAAAAAAGACUAAUUGGAUACAGGAGCCGGUGAAGGUUGGAUUACAGAAAUGGCUUUUGUGGUUUGCUUUCUACUAUUUAACCAUUUCGUCGAUAGCGUUUGAUGGAUUUAUAUGAAAAUUUUAUUCUUUCUGCCGUUUGGUUUAAAAAGUUUACUUCAAGAGCGCGCAGUCCAAACUACACCAAACGGUAUCACUUAUUGUAUCUGACACACACACACACGCGAAUUGUAUAAAUCAUUUGGCAAAUGAAAUACGUUGCUAACGCAUUGGUCUGCACAGUGUGUGUGUGUGUGUGUGUGUAAAGCAUGGGAUGGAGCAUAAUUUUAUAGCAAAGAUUGUAGAGUAAAUAUUGUAACAUUACUUAAGGCAAUCCGCUAAGGCUAAAGGCCCAGCGGACAAACGUAGGUUUUGUAUUGCUAGUGUGCGAUUAUAGAAUAAUUUUAGUUUUCCUUUUCCCUUUUGUCUUUCCAUUUUUUUUUGUUACCUCAGGCUAGAAUCUUUCCCAAUGUGUAUGUACCACCGCAAAAACCUAUCAGUUGUUUUUCCUCCCUUCUUUCCAAUCCCCAAAUAUUGAGCCAUUGCUUAAAGAAGGCGCAAUGAAUUUUAACGUUUUACCUUUCUGGGUUUUUUUUAUUCCAAUUUGGCCAGAGAAAAAGAAAAUAAGGAACGACGGUACGGUGGCCAAAUUGGGAACUUUAUUAUAUCAUUUGUUAGUUGUUGUUAUUUUUAACAGUACAAUUGAUGCUCUAGGGAAGUGUGGGUCGUGUUAAAAAAACAUUGUAAUUAUGAUGUCGCUAAAAAGGAAUUAAGUAAUACUAUUAAAAAGAUGUAAAAAACGAAA